UGAUAGGGAUCAAAAUUUAAAAAAUAUCACCUCGGAUGGAGUAAAAUAAUAAUAAAAAAACAUAUUUAAGUCAUGAUACAUGGAUUAUAUUCCCACCUGUGUGAAGCAUUGUCUGCACGUACGCUAACAUAGCAACGAAUUAAGCUGUCUUAACAAAUUCCCUACUCCGACUCUUUUGGAUCAUUGAUACUUUCCAACUUGCAACAUUAAUUCCUUGUCCACAAACAUCAUCGAAAUCUCUUUCUUAAUUGAUCUCAACCUUUGCAAUUUCACUCCAACGUACAAACCCUAAUGGCACAAGCUACCAAGUCACGCAACAGCAGGAGGCCAUCAUCAUCUUCCUCUUACACAUCAACCCUAACAACCCUAAUCUUCAUCGCACUAUGCGUUUUGGGCUUAUGGAUGCUAACCUCCAACACCGUAGUCACACCCAAAACACGCACUGCCAUUGAUGAUAAUAUCUCCGAAACCACCAACACCGACCUCACCCAAGACACCACCGCCACAACCACAACAACAAACAACAUCCCCGAUGAUUUUGCUGAAUCCAUCACAACCAUCUCCCAAGACCUGCCACGUGAGACCGCCACAAAUAUACCACAUGAAAUCCACACCAAAAUUCAAGACCAAAAGGACGCUACGGUGUUCGGCGACAACCCCGGAAACCUCCCCGACGAUGCCAUAAAGAAUGAUCUCAAGAAAGAAACUUCCAUUAUUGCGAACGAAGCUACUGGUUCCGACAGCGAUCAGAAAGCGAACGAGAGCGAGAAAGAAUCGCAAAACAACAUCAUCAUAGCUCAAGAUGAAAAAGAAAACCUAAACUCAAAACAAAACACAGAACCUGAGAUUGCAAAUGUGAGUGAGAAUAUUCAAGAAGAGGGCACAGGAGGAGGAGGUAAGAGCAACAACAACGACGAUGACGCGAACGUGCAGCAACUGAGAGAAGACAAAGGUGAGGCAGUGGCGGAGAGAGAGCAAAAGGAAAAAGAGGAGAAUGAGAAGAGGAAGAAGAACAAUAGAAAGAAAUCAAACAAGGGUUUGAAGAAGGAGGGGUCAUCAACAGAAUCGAAUGAUGAUGAGUCGACACAGCGGGGUGAGAAAAAGGGAUCAUCAACAGAAUCGAAUGAUGAUGAGUCGACACAGCGGGGUGAGAAAAAGGGAUCAUCAACAGAAUCGAAUGAUGAUGAGUCGACACAGCGGGGUGAGAAAAAGGGAUCAUCAACAGAAUCGAAUGAUGAUGAGUCGACACAGCAGGGUGAGAAAAAGGGAUCAUCAUCACAGAAUGAUGAGGAAUCAUCAUCAUCAGAAGUGGUGCAAUUGCAGGAUAAUUUGAAGUGGAGUUUGUGCAAUGUCACGGCUGGUAUGGAUUACAUACCGUGUUUGGAUAAUGACAAGUAUUUGAAAACUUCGCGCAGAAAGCACUACGAGCAUAGAGAGAGGCACUGCCCCGAGGAUGCUCCUACGUGCCUGGUGCCACUUCCCAAAGGUUACAAAACACCAAUACAGUGGCCCAGCAGCAGAGAUAAGAUAUGGUACCACAACAUACCACACACUUUGCUAGCAGACGUGAAGGGACACCAGAACUGGGUGAAGUUAACGGGUGAAUUCUUGACAUUCCCGGGAGGUGGCACCCAGUUCAUUCAUGGCGCUCUCCACUACAUUGAUUUUCUUCAACAGGCUGAACCAGGUAUUGCAUGGGGAAAGCACACUAGGGUGAUUUUGGAUGUUGGGUGUGGGGUAGGUAGUUUAGGAGGUUACCUAUUUGAAAGAGAUGUUAUUGCUAUGUCUUUUGCACCCAAAGAUGAGCAUGAAGCACAAGUGCAAUUUGCCCUAGAGAGAGGGAUACCAGCCAUAUCUGCUGUCAUGGGUACUCAAAGGUUGCAAUUCCCCAGCGAGGUCUUUGAUCUUAUUCAUUGUGCUCGCUGUCGUGUACCUUGGCAUGAAGAUGGUGGCUUGUUGCUUUUGGAAUUGAAUCGCCUCCUUAGACCAGGGGGUUAUUUUGUGUGGUGUGCUACACCUGUGUACCAGACAAUUGAAGAAGAUGCUGAGAUAUGGAAGCAAAUGAAGGCAUUAACCAAGUCCAUGUGUUGGGAACUCGUGACCAUAAAAAAGGAUGCAUUGAAUCAAGUUGGUGCUGCCUUCUACCGCAAACCCACUUCCAACGAAUGCUACGAGCAAAGGGAGCAAAACCAACCUCCAAUGUGCAAAACUGAUGAUGAUCCAAAUGCAGCAUGGUAUGUUCCUCUACAGGCGUGCAUGCACAAGUUGCCGACUGACAAGGACGAGAGAGGAACUAGAUGGCCUGAACCUUGGCCUCGUAGACUGGAAAAAGCCCCAUAUUGGUUAAACAACUUGCAGGGUGGAAAACAAGCUUCUCAUGAUUUUGCAACAGACAAUGAACGUUGGAAAAACGUUGUAGAUGAGUUGAGUAACGUUGGGGUUUCUUGGUCUAACGUUAGAAAUAUCAUGGACAUGCGAGCUACUUAUGGAGGAUUUGCAGCAGCUCUGAAGGAUCUUCCUGUUUGGGUAUUCAAUGUGGUGAACACAGAUGCUCCUGACACACUUGCUGUCAUAUAUGAACGGGGUCUCAUUGGAAUAUACCAUGAUUGGUGUGAAUCCUUUAGUACCUAUCCACGAACUUAUGAUCUACUACAUGCUGAUCAUCUUUUCUCAAUUCUAAAGAAUAGGUGCAAUCUUGUUCCUGUUGUAACAGAGAUUGAUAGAAUAGUAAGACCAGGAGGUAAUUUGAUAGUCCGUGAUGAAUCUAGUGUCAUUGGAGAGGUGGAGGCUUUGUUGAAAUCUCUGCAUUGGGAAAUAACCUCCACAAAUCUAGAGGGAUUGCUCUGUGGCAAGAAAGGGAUGUGGCGACCUAGCUCUUGAAGUAAAUUUGUCUUGAUCAAGGAGACAACAUUGGUGAUGCAAUUUAAGAUUAUGUUUUCAAACAAUCUAUAUGCACUAGCAGUGGCACAAGGUUUGGUUUCUCAUCGGCUUUCUAUGGCACAAUGAAAAGGCGUGACACAAUUUUUUACUGAUGCAUAACAUUCAAAUACUACCCCAAAAAAGACAUGUUGUAAUGCACGCACCAACAAAAUGAGAUUUGCAGUUGUCAACAUAAAGUGUCACUAUCUUGUUAUUAUGUUCAAUGCUUGAAUUCAGAAGAACCAGUUUUCUACUUCAAUUGAUUAUUUAACAGGACAUUAUUUGUUAGUCUUGUACUUGAAAGAAGUUUCAGCUUAAUAGAAUUGAUUUUUAGACAA
Molecule: messenger RNA, 3257 nt
Organism: Glycine soja
Lineage: Eukaryota; Viridiplantae; Streptophyta; Magnoliopsida; Fabales; Fabaceae
Product: probable methyltransferase PMT27
Exons: 8
Coding region: 292-2880 (862 amino acids)
Cellular component (GO): cytoplasm; trans-Golgi network; endosome
Molecular function (GO): methyltransferase activity
Source: RefSeq, a predicted model, not a curated record